AUGGCGGGGGUGGAGGGCCUGUUCUCUUGGUUGGGAGCCUGGUUUGCUCUCUCUCUCUCUCUCUCUCUCUCUCUCUCUCUCUCUCUCUCUGUCUCUCUCUGUCUCUCUCUGUCUCUCUCUCUCUCUCUCUCUGUCUCUCUCUCUCUCUGUCUCUCUCUCUCUCUCUCUCUCCAGCGCUCUGCACAGUCAGCAGUGGAGGACAGUGAUCAGAUCUUUACUGAGCUGAUCCGCUCCAUUGAGAGAAGGAGCUCUGAGGUGAAGGAGCUGAUCAGAGCCCAAGAGAAGGCUCAAGUGAGUCAAGCUGAAGGACUCCUGGAGCAACUGAAGCAGGAGAUAGCUGAGCUGAGGAAGAGAAGCACUGAGCUGGAGCAGCUCUCACACACAGAGGAUCACAUCCAUUUCCUCCAGAGUUAUCAGUCUCUCUCCAGUAUCAGUGUAUCUUCAGACUUACCCAGCAUCGUUGUCCGUCCUCUUCAGUCCUUUGGAGAUGUGAGUAAGACUGUGUCUGAACUGAGAGAGAAACUAGAAGACUUCCUUAAAGGAGAAUGGACCAAGAUCUCCACUACAGUGAAUAUAGUGGAUGUUGUACUGCCUCCAGAGCCCAAGACCAGAGAACAGUUGUUACAAUAUUCCUGUCAGCUCACACUGGACCCAAACACAGCAGACACACGCCUCUCUCUGUCUGAAGGGAACAGAAAGGUGACACGUACAGACCAAGUCCAACCAUAUCCUGACCAUCCAGACAGAUUCACCAACUACAGGCAGGUUCUGUGUAGAGAGGGUCUGUCUGGACGCUGUUACUGGGAGGUGGAGAGGACUGGUGUUGUUCUUACAGCAGUCUCAUAUAAAGACAUCAGCAGAACAGAGACAGAUAGUGGAUUUGGACUCAAUAACAAGUCCUGGAGUUUAAAGUGCUAUAGAGGUGGUUAUUGUUUCAGACACAAUAAUGUUGAGACUAAAGUAUCAGGCCCUCAGUCCUCCAGAGUAGGAGUGUACCUGGAUCACAAGGCAGGUACUCUGUCCUUCUACAGUGUCUCUGACACAAUGACCCUCCUCCACAGAGUGGUUAAACAGACCACAUUCACUCAGCCCCUCUAUCCUGGGUUUAGUCUCUGUGAGGACGCACCCAGUCCCACACUACUUCUCCCGGACCGUCACUUGACUGUGACCUGGCAGGGAGGACGCACUCCAGUCCCACACUACUUCUCCCGGACCGGAGGACGCACCCAGUCCCACACUACUUCUCCCGGACCGUCACUUGACUGUGACCUGGCAGGGAGGACGCACCCAGUCCCACACUACUUCUCCCGGACCGUCAAGACUGUGACCUGGCAGGGAGGACGCACCCAGUCCCACACUACUUCUCCCGGACCGUCACUUGACUGUGACCUGGCAGGAAAGGACGCACCCAGUCCCACACUACUUCUCGGACCGUCACUUGACUGUGACCUG
Messenger RNA from Oncorhynchus tshawytscha (Chinook salmon), 1452 nucleotides. RefSeq names its product tripartite motif-containing protein 16-like protein. The annotation marks the transcript as partial. Gene Ontology annotation, molecular function: protein binding. The record is from RefSeq and is a predicted model, not a curated record. The transcript is spliced from 7 exons. Lineage: Eukaryota; Metazoa; Chordata; Actinopteri; Salmoniformes; Salmonidae.